AUGUUUAAGAAAACUUAAUUUAUUUUAAAAUUUCUUGCCAGACUAUUAGAAUUUGAAAACAAAGCUUACAUUCUGCCUGAACAUUUAGUUAAUAUUUUACUAUUGUAACAUUCCUUAAUAAACAUAUCAUAUCUCUAUUAAAAGAAUAGAUAAUCAUGGAUCUACAUAUUAGUGCUUAUUGCAAGACCUCAAAUAAUAAUAAAGAUUGCAUAUUUAGAUUAUUUUAUGCUUGCAUUUAUUUUUUUGUGGAUUGUAUUUUUAUUUAAUCAAAAUUUUUAUGGAGCCUCACUGACUAGUUUAUUGAAUACGAUUUUGAAAACUGCAUUUUUUAAUUUUGUACUUGAGUAGAUGGAUGAUUAAUUAGGAAUUAUUGUUGGAUUAUUUAUAACCUUAUUAUAAUUUUUGGAUGUUUUAUUAAUAUAAGGAACACUAACUGUUAAUACUAUAAAUUUUUAAGUUCCAUACUCUAACUUCUUAAAUAUAAUAGAUUUUAUAUUAAAUAUUCUGCUAAUUUAUUUUUAGUUAUUUAAUUUUCAUUAAAUAUUGUUAUAAAUAUUAGCUUUAAUUAAAUCAUGUUUAUAGUUAACCUUUAUUAUCUUACAUAACAAUUAUAGAAAUAGCACAAUUAGAAAAAUGGUAGCUUUUUCUCAUUUGGCUACAAUUGCAUUUGGAAUAAUAGAUUUUGUUAAUUAUUAACAUUCAUAUACGUUAGUUAUAUUACCUUUAUUGCUUAAAAUUAUACUUUAGUCAUAAUUCUCUAAUCAUAAAGUUGAUGAACCUAUUCUAGAAGCUUCAAUAUUAUUAGAAUAAGGAUAGGCUUUUAAAUGUUUUACAAUUUUAAACAACUAAAAGAAUCUAGGAAUAAUGAAAUAAGCAAAAUGUAAUCAAUAAAUGAAAUUGUGUAUUGAUUAAAUAAUUAUAAAAAUAUAAAAGCCACACUAAACUUUAAAAGGAGUUUGUUAAUAAUUAAUGAAAAACGAUGAAAGAAAUGUUUAUCUGUCUAAUUAAUUAAAUAGUUUGAUUGAAAACAAAUUAUCUUUACUUUAAAAUUUUAAAAAUAUUAAUUUUAAAUAAUUGCUGAAUUAUACUAAUAAAAUUAAUUCAAUAAAUAGGUAAUUAAAAUAAUACCGAAGUUAAUAAAAUAGUAUGAUGAUCUAAUCAUUAUAAGUUUUCUUUUAUUCAGAAAUAGUAAAUGAUUUACUUAAAGCAUAAUAAAUUUAAGGUAGCUUUACGACAUCUUAAGAGACUUAAGUUAAAUUUAAUGAUUCAAUGUUAUCUAAGUUAAUUUAUUUAGUUGCUAAUUAUUAAAAUAAUAAAUUGAUAAUUAAAUCUAUAUCGAGCAAUGCUCCAAAAACAUUUUGUAAUAAAAGCCUUGAUGAUCUCAUUCCUUAAGGAGUUAGAGAAUGGCACUCUUUAUUAGUAGAUUAAUUUGUUACUAAUGGUUAAUCAAAGUAUGUUAGAAAUUUAAAUAACAAUUACAUUACUAAUGAAAAUUUUAUUGAAAAUGUUUAAUUUGCCAUUGAUCUCAUAUAUAUAGAUGAAGUUAACUUUGUUUGCUUAUUCUAACCCACACUUUUAUAAACAAAAACAGUCAUUAUUAAUUAAAACUAUUAAAUUACUUCAAUGAGUUCAGAUUUCAGUGAUUUUAUCAAUUUAAGUAAAUAUUUUCAAAUAGGACAAUAACUUGAUAAAUUUAUACCAGCUGUUACUCAAAUUACAGAAAGUUGUUAUCUAGAAAAUAUGAUAGUAAUAUAAUCUGAUCAUAUUUUAAGUACUAAUAAUUUUUCUGAUAAAAAACGUGAAAUGAAUUAUUAUUGUGAUGUCAAUAUUACUGUUAAAUUAAAUAAAGGUAAAAUGAUAUAUAUGAUCAUCUAAUUUGAUAAUUUUAAGAAAUAAUUAAUAAAAAAAAAUGAUGACCUAACAUAAGAUUAAUUGCCUACAUUUGAAAUUAUUCCAAAUGAAAUAGACAAUAAUAUGAUUAUUGAUCCGUAUGAAUUUUCUGAAGAUUUUUAUGAUAGGAUAAAUAUGCAGAAUUAUAUGAAUAUUGAUGAAAAAACUGUAGCUUAAUAAUAAAUUAUUACACCUAGAGAUGAAGAAGUAUCACUAGUUCCAUUUUAAAGAGUAGCAAAAAGAUUUAAAUCUUAAUUUUAAAAAUCAUAAUUUUAAGAAGAACAAUAAGCUUAAUUUAUGGAUGUUCAGUCUUAAGUUUCUUCAUUAAAAUAAUUUAGAAAUUCUAAAUUUUAUAGAAAAUAUGAACUUUAUAAUAAGUUUCUUUAAUAUAUUCCAUAUAAUAGAAUGCAUAAAUUCAUUAUUGUGAUUAUGUUUCUGUUAUGCUUCUGUCAGAUUAUUUUCAUAAUUAUUGUAUUUAAACAAUUUAUAUUUAGCAAUUAACAAAUAUGGCCUUAAUAACAUUAGCAGAAGAUGUUAAUUUGUUAGAAAUUAAAAAUUUAAUAUUUUAACCAAUGGAAUUAUUUUUAGUAACCAGAUGGACAUUAUUUAACUAUAAAAAUCAACUAAAUGAAAAAUAAAUUACCUUAGAAGAAUAUAAUAAUAGAACUGAAUUUGCUUUAUCUAAUUUAGAUUUAGGAUACGAUUAAUUAAACAAAAAUAUAUAAUCAGUAUUAUUCAAAAAGGAAUUACAGCCAUUAUUGUAAAUUAAAUAUUUAUAUGCUUAUUAAUACUUAGAUACAUAUAAAAAUGAAUAAUAUAAUAUGACUUUAAGAACAGCUAUUUAAAUUCUACUAAACUUUUAAUAUACACUUAAAAUGAAUUAUAAAAUUGAUAAAACAGUUGCUAUUGAUACUCCUUAAAUAUUUUAUAGUUAUAAGAACUAUAAAGUAUUAAAUGACAUUACUUAAUAACUUAAUCUUGAUAUAAUAUCAGAAACAUUAAUUAGAGCAAAUUUAAUUCAAGUUUAGAUAGAAACCAUAUUAGUUGUUCAUUAAAUAUUACUAAUAUUCUUUUUAAUUUUAAUAUUUUUUUUGCAUUAAAUUAUUGAUAAAAGACUUAUACAGUGUAUCAAUUUGAAAUAAUAUGUUAAUGAAAGAGAAUUAGAAUUAGAAAUAAAAAAAUAUUAAAUAUUUCUAAAUUAACUUAAAUUAGAUAAUUCAUUCAAAUUUUGUUACCGACUAAAUAUGGAAUUAAAAGAAUAAUAAUUUUAAUAAGUUUAAAAUUUUGAAAUUUAAGCAAAAAUUAAAUUUUAAAAAAUUUCAAGUAAUUCUUUUGUUAAAUAUUUAUUGCUUUUAUCAACUGUUUACAUUUUAUUCUCUUUUAAUCAUUUCGUUAUUUACUUUUUAUAAAAAACCUUUAUAUAAAAAUAUCCUCAAACUGCAAUAUAAUUAGAAGCAUUUGCAAAUUUGGGAGUUGAUUUUCCUUGUAUGUUUGCAUAACGUGAAAUUUUGUUAGAAAGGAAAAGAUUGUUUUAUUUAACUUAAGAAGAUUUCGAGAAUGUAUACUAAAGAAUAAUAUUAGCUUUGAAUAACACUGCUAAAUUUGAUUCAACUUAAAAGGAUUUUUCUAAGUAUAAUAUAAUUCUAAUUUAGAAUUUUAGUAACAAAAAAAUUUUAAGAUUACUAUGAAUAAUUAUUAGGAUCAAAUCUUUGUAACUUUAUUCCCAUUAGCUUAUAGGAAAAAAGUAAAUUGAUAUGCCCCUAAAUUUUUAAUUAAAAUAUGUAAUUAGGUAUGAAGGCCGUUUUAGUUUAUGCUGAAAAUUUGAUUGCAAAAGAGAUUGAAAUUAAUAAAUUUACUAAAAGGCUAACUAUUGUAUAUAAUGAAUUAGAUGGUGUUUUUAUUUUAUCACAAAUCAUUAAAAAUGUUAAUGAUUAAUUUGUUUAAGAUUUAUAAGAACUGACCAAUCAAUUAGCCUAAAUUUUGAAUGUAAAAUAUUCGUUAAUUUAUUAGAUAAUAAAUAUUUGUUAUAUUGUAUUGAUCAUUUUAAUUAUUUUGAUAUGGACCCCAAAAUUGGCUGUGGUUUUUAUUAAUAAUUCUAAAUAAAUUGUUCAAUUUGUGCAAAUAUUACCUACUUAUUCUAUCUACACAAAUGAUUUGUUUGAAAGAAUUUUAAGAAGCUUUUUAAAUCAGAAUUGA
Paramecium sonneborni is the source of this 4086-nucleotide messenger RNA. NCBI's taxonomy places the organism in Eukaryota, Ciliophora, Oligohymenophorea, Peniculida, Parameciidae. The record is from the annotation of a GenBank genome assembly.